CGCUCCGUCGAGCUGAAAGAUUCGAUACAACUCUAAUCUGGACGCGUGCUGUUCCUUAUACAUAAAAAUUGUGCAAAAAGUGCCGAAACAAAUUAAUAAAAAGAUUAGUAACAAAUUCUAAACAUCCAAAAAGAGAAUUGCCGCCCUCGAAAACAAAAACCAUGUCGAACGCAGACGUGCAGUAUAAUCAAGGAUUUGCCCAGAAUCAGGACAACAAUGAGGACAACUAUAACGAUGACAAUGAUCAGCAGCAAGAGGAUGAUGACCAAUACGAUAAUGAUCAGAACGAUGCUGACGAUGAUUCCAACGUAAAAAUCGGCAACGUUGGCGAGAGUCCCAAAUUUAUACGACUACGCGGUCUGCCGUGGUCGGCAACACACAAGGAGAUUCUUGACUUUUUGGUCAAUGUAGAAGUUCUCAAUGGCUCGCAGGGAAUACAUCUGGUCACCAGCCGUGUGGAUGGCAAGAAUACCGGUGAGGCGUACGUCGAAGUUGCCAGCCAGGAUGAUGUCGAGGAGGCACGGAAGCUUAACAAGGCCAGCAUGGGUCAUCGCUAUAUUGAGGUCUUUGUUGCCACGCCCAAGGAGGCUAAGGAGGCAAUGCGCAAGACGGGCGGCCAUGGCCACGCCUUCGUUGUCAAGCUACGUGGCCUGCCUUAUGCUGUCACAGAGCAGCAGAUCGAGGAGUUCUUUACCGGGUUGGAAAUCAAAACGGAUCGGGAGGGCAUACUUUUUGUUAUGGACAGAAGGGGUCGUGCAACUGGGGAAGCUUUCGUUCAGUUCGAAAGCCAAGAUGACACUGAGCAAGCCUUGGGCCGAAAUCGGGAAAAAAUUGGGCACAGGUAUAUUGAAAUCUUCCGCAGCUCCAUUGCUGAGAUGAAGCGUGCCACGGGCGGCGGCGGCGGUGGUGGUGGCGGUGGUCGCCCUGGACCCUAUGAUAUACGCGAUCGCGGCGCCAAUCGUGGCGGCAACGAUUUCGGUGGACGAAAUGACUGGGGCAACAACAGCAACUUUGGCGUGGGCGCCAAUAAUAUGUUGGGCUUUAACAAUUUGCCCAGUUUAAUGAACUCGGGUAAUUUUGGCAAUAACUCCGGCGGCGUCGGCGGCGGUGGUGGUGGUGGCGGCGGCGGCAACAAUGGCAAUUUUGGUCAGAACACUGGGAAUUUUGGCAAUUUUGGCAACGAUUUUGGCGAUUUUAAUAAUUUUGGAAAUAAUCGCAGCAACAACAAUGGUAACAACUUUGACAUGCCUGGAAAUUUCGGCAACAACGGCGGCGGUGGCGGCGGAGGCUUUGGUAAUUUUGGUAACAACUCUGUUGGCGGAGGAGGCAAUGGCUUCAAUAAUGGCGGCGGUGUCGGAGGCUUCAACAACGGAGGAAAUGGCGGUGGUUUCAAUAACAGCAGCAACUCUGGCGGUGGCUUCAACAAUGGCGGUGGCGGCGGAGGUUUUGGUAACUUUGGCAACAAUUCCGGCGGCGGUGGAGGAGGCUUUAACAAUGGUGGCGGCUUCAACAAUGGCGGCGGUGGCUUCAACAAUGGUGGCGGCGGCUUCAACAAUGGUGGCGGCGGCUUCAACAAUGGCGGUGGCGGCUUUAACAAUGGAGGCGGCAAUUUUGGAUCGGUUGGAGGCAAUUUUGGUCCCAUUGGGGGCGGUCGCAACAAUGAUGUAGAGUAUUACACCAUCCACAUGCGCGGUCUUCCCUACAAUUCGUUUGAAAAUGAUGUGUUCAAGUUCUUUGAUCCCAUACGCCCAGCUAACGUGCGCAUUAACUACAAUAAGAAAGGCCUGCACAGCGGCACCGCGGACGCCUAUUUUGACACGUACGACGAUUCGCAACUGGCUAUGAAGCGGCACCGCGAGCAAAUGGGCUCCCGCUACAUUGAGCUCUUCUAUGAUGGCAAAACACGCGGCGGCGUUAAUGUCGGUGGCGGCGGCGGCGGCGUCGGCCCCGGUGGUGGUCCUGGCAACAUUGGUGGCGGCGGUGGUAGUGGCUUCUCACGUCGCAUUUAAACGCUUACCUUUACAUUAAUUCCUUACUUUUACAAACGCUAAUGUAAACGCAAGUAUUUUAUAAGAUUGUGGACCACCACCGCAACCGUCGAGCGCACCUUAUAAGCAAACACGAAGGACAUAACAUGUCGCUAGUACAUAGAAUUGCAACGUUUCGAUUGCAUAUGAAACACAUACACAUCUUUUAUAUAAUUUAAGCAAAAAUGUAUCUAUACGAACCAAAUGGUUUAUACUUAGUUUUGGUCGCAAAUGUAAAGAGAUGGUGGCCUCCCUUCCAUAGGAAUGAAAUAAUAACAGGACAAAUGGAUAAAGAUUUGGACAAAAAAGAAAUGUCAAUUUUUUGUAAUUUCUGAAUCAAUCCUGACAUGACAACAAGAAAUUAUAAACAUUUAAAAGCAAUAAAAUUUAUAAACCAAUA
This is a messenger RNA of Drosophila novamexicana, 2427 nucleotides long. It is a transcript of the gene glo, whose product is annotated as heterogeneous nuclear ribonucleoprotein H2. The record is from RefSeq and is a predicted model, not a curated record. Gene Ontology annotation, cellular component: ribonucleoprotein complex. The transcript has 8 exons. Gene Ontology annotation, molecular function: RNA binding. Bases 162 to 2009 code for a protein of 615 amino acids. Lineage: Eukaryota; Metazoa; Arthropoda; Insecta; Diptera; Drosophilidae.